Molecule: messenger RNA, 1503 nt
Organism: Trichoderma atroviride IMI 206040
Lineage: Eukaryota; Fungi; Ascomycota; Sordariomycetes; Hypocreales; Hypocreaceae
Molecular function (GO): hydrolase activity, acting on carbon-nitrogen (but not peptide) bonds
Source: RefSeq, a predicted model, not a curated record
AUGUCAGCUCAAUCUAUCCUCUUGCGCAAUGCUACCAUCUUGGUGCCCGGUCCAGCCGGGGGUAAACCAGUCGUACCGCUUCGAAGCCACUCACUGCUCAUCGAGGGAAACAAAAUUGCUCGCAUCGCGACUCAUAUAGAUGCCCCGUCUGAUAAGACGCAGGUGAUUGACUGCACCGGCAAGAUUGUAUCGCCCGGAUUCAUCGAUACGCAUCACCAUGUGUGGCAGACGCUGCUCAAGGGACGGCAUGCGGAUCACAGCUUGUUGGAAUAUGUGCCUACUGGCAAUAUGCAGUCGUUCAACUAUACCACCGAAGACAUCUUCUGGGGCGAGCUAGGAGGAUGUCUCGAGGCGCUGGAUGCGGGAACGACAACGAUAGUCGACCACGCUCACAUGAACUAUUCUCCAGCUCACAGCACAAAUGCCCUUGCCGCAACCGUAUCAUCAGGAAUCCGCUCCCACUUUUGCUAUGCGCUUAUGAACAAGGUAACUCAGUGGGAGCCCGAGCUCACGAUGAAUACAGAUUUCCUACCGAGCUGGGCAGUUGAACAAGUUGAAGAGCUCAUCAAGGCCGGCCCCUACGGCAAUGGCCGAGUCAACGUGGGGCUGGCAUUUGACGCCUUGUUCCUCCCGACGGAGAUUGUUGCCGAUCUGUAUAAACGGGUUCGUCAAGCUGGAGCAAAAGUUAUCACCACACAUUACGUGCGUAAUGCCGUUUUUGGCCAAAAUUCGGCGGUGGAUGCACUUGAGAGACAUGGAGUUCUUGGCCCAGACAUUAUCCUCUCGCACGCGAACCAGCUCUUGGACUCGGACGCAAAGAAGCUUAGCGAUGUAAACGCCGCCAUUUCUUCAACGCCGGAUACCGAGAUUCAGAUGGGCCUCGGCUACCCGGUGUGCUUCCGAGACGACACCAGCGCCAUCAGCUCUCUCGGAGUCGACUGCCACAGCAACAAUGGAUCCAGCAUCGUGAACCAGAUGCGACUCGGGCUGCAGGCUGAGCGAGGAAUCCGAAAUCACGCCAUUCUUGAGACAAGCAAAGCGCCCAGACAUCUCUCCCUGUCCGUGCAAGAAGUCUUUCGGCUCGGUACCAUUGGCGGCGCGAAAGCCAUCGGCAUGCAGGACCAGCUCGGAUCUCUCGAAGAAGGCAAACUAGCCGACAUUGUCAUCUUUGAUGGCCUUAGCCCCAGCAUGAUCUGCGCUGCUGAAGAAGACCCCGUGGCAGCAAUUGUCCUGCACUCUUCUACCGCGGAUAUUGAGACCGUCAUUGUGGAUGGAAGAGUUGUGAAGCAGCAGGGCAAACUCGUGCCCGUUGAGCUAGAUAUGACACUAUCAGAUUUCAAGCCUGCCAAGGCGCGAUUAGAGUGGUCUGAUGUGGCUAAAGAGCUUUUGCAGAGUCGCCAGCGCGUCAUUGAAGCAGGUAAAAAGAGCUGGGGAGGCGAUUUAGAGAAGGCAGUGGGGGGCGUGAUGAAGGCAUUUUACGUUGAUCCGAAAAAUGUGAUCUAA